GUCAACGGUCAGCACCCAGAACUGCCUGAAUACGCUGCUUAAUCGCUCCAAUGGCAACGCGGUUCCCUUUUUUUGGUACCUCACUUUUUAAAGCUGAUUAUAUCACUGAAGAUUAUUGUAUGUUGGUGAGAUAAUUCACACCUUGGCCUCGAACCAAAUGAAAAUGACAUUUGGGGGAAUAAAGGAAGUCUACUGAGCAGCGAGCGGUGACCAAGAUGGCGUCCUUUGCUGCUCGGCUCCCAUCUUUACACACGAUCGCCGUGGUGGUCCUCGGGGGAGGCCUGACAAGGACUUAAAGGUCAAAGGUCGCUACAUGUAGGAGUCGUCAUGCCGGCUGUGACUCCGCCCCCUGCGUUCCCAUUGGCUGACAGCGAUGUUGCUGGAGGGGCACAAACAAGUCCUCCUGCCACCAACCCUGUUCUUUGCCAUCAUCCUUGUCCAAGCUGUGCUUGCGCCUCCCUUUUGCCCCGCCUCCUCGCCGCUCACAGGAUGGAGAUGCGGCGCCUCCUGCGGGGCGCUGUGACGUCUUUGGGUCGACGGUUGGACGCCCUGGAAAGGAGGAGCGGGAGGAGGACACAGAAGAGAAGCGGGCGGCCGACAGAAGACGACCGAGGAGGAGGAGCAACGAAUUAUCCUCAUGUUGCAGCUUCCUCCUCCUUCCCUGGCCUUUUGGUGUCCUCCUGUAGCCCCGCCCUCCUUUCGGCUUCCUCGCACAACCCGCUCCUUUCCUGGACAAGCAGCCAAUCAGAGCAGAGGGGAGGAGGGGAAAAGAGGAAGGGCAGAAAGAGGAGGAGGAGCCACCGUCGAGAAAGAGGAGUGGUGGGUGUGGCUUCAGAAAAGAGCGAAGAGGACGCUGGAAGGUUUGUGGGCCGCAUGGUGCUCUGCCGGUCAGGAGGCGGAGCUAAUGCGGAAGCACCGCUGAUGCUCAUGGACUUUGACCGGCGAGGACAAAAAGAAAGACGGGAAGGAGGCGGCGUCCAAUCAGUGGAGGCCAUGGAUAUUGUUGCCAGGCGGAAUGGCUGCAGCAGCACGUCUUUUCACUUCCUGCGUUCGUCAGGCUCCUCCAGCCAAUGGCGCUUCUCAGACUUCACCCCUCCUCCUGCACUUUGCUCCAAUCACAGACCUCUGCCAGUCCCCGCCUCUUUUAGCCCUGCCCCCCUGCUGCGUCUCUUCGCCGUCGCUGCGGUGGUGACCUCCGUGAGGGGCGGGACUUGCUGGAAUCCGUGGCGGUGCCUGAGGGACUGGACGGCCCCGCCCAGUCUCAGCAUCGAUCAUUGCUACAUGCGGCCGUCAGCAGAUCUCAGACACACCAAGCGACGAGACUGUCUCCUGGCCGUCCGACCCGCCCCAUCCUCACCCCACGUAGCGCCGGCUCCCCUCCCGGCCGGCCAAUCAGCAGGCGGCUCCAAGGAGAAAGGAAGACGAGUGUCGCAGAUUCCCAUCCGCCGCGCCUCGCCGCGUGAGACGCCGCUCACGCCUAUGGGCUUGCCAAAGGUCAAAAGAGUGAAGAAGAACGACUUCAGUGUGGAGGAGAUUUACACCAACAAGAACUACAAAUCUCCCAGCAUCAACAGGAGCUUGGAAACCAUCUUUGAGGAGCCUCGGGAGAAAGAUGGAGCGCUGCUUCUCAUUGGCCAGCGGAGGCGGCGCAGGCUCCUCCUCUUUCCUGACUUCACUCAGCCCAGGAAGAGGAAGCGACCCCAAGGGUUUCCAGUCAUGGCAACGCCAAGGAAACGUGCCACGGCCCGGCGUCACUACCACGUGCCGGGAGGUGCCGACGAGGCCUCGGACCUGGAUGUGAUGCUGGUAGAGCGACUCAGCGCGCUGGAAGACUUCCUGACCCGUCAGGGAUCGGAUGUGUGACAUCACUUCCUGUCUGUGACCACGCUAGCAUUGAUGCCAUUUGAUGCUUCCAUGGCGUUUUUAAGUGGUGUUAUUUUGGAAGCACCGGGACAUCCCAUGAUAUUUCAAGUAGCAUGACGGGAAAUACUUUCUUCUGCUAUUAUUGAAAGUGACAUUGGUUGGGAAAAGGUAGCUGUCAAUCAUUACAAAGACGUGGAAAAAC
Messenger RNA from Doryrhamphus excisus (bluestripe pipefish), 2065 nucleotides. RefSeq lists its product as uncharacterized. The record is from RefSeq and is a predicted model, not a curated record. Lineage: Eukaryota; Metazoa; Chordata; Actinopteri; Syngnathiformes; Syngnathidae.